AUGGCUCUCUGGAGCGUAGGUGCCCCACCAGGCACAGCUCCCUACGGUGGAGAUGGGCCUCCAGACAUCGUGGUGUCCGAGGCAGGAUGGGGGCAAGGGUCCGUGCAGCCCGCGGUGGGUGCUGGGGCUCGGCGUCGCAUCAGCAAGGACCCCACCCAUCCUGGGGCGCUCCCACCAGCCUCACUCACAGCUGGGUCCUCGGCCACCGUGCGGUGGCUCUCCGGCGUCUCCCCCCGGGGCUCGGUCUCUGUCGUAGGGGCACCCCGCCCGACCCCGACAGCCCGUGACCCCCUCCCCCACGGCCUGGGUCAGCGGCCGGGCCACAGGAGGCUCACCCCUGCCCGCCUGCUGCAGGUGGGCUCCUUCUUCAUGAUCAACCUGUGCCUGGUGGUGAUCGCCACGCAGUUCUCGGAGACCAAGCAGCGGGAGAACCAGCUCAUGCGGGAGCAGCGCGCACGCUACCUGUCCAACGACAGCACGCUGGCCAGCUUCUCGGAGCCGGGCAGCUGCUACGAGGAGCUGCUCAAGUACGUGGGCCACGUCUGCCGCAAGGUCAAGAGGCGCAGCCUGCGCCUGUACGCCCGCUGGCAGAGCCGUUGGCGCAAGAAGGUGGACCCCGGCGGCGCCCUGCACGGCCAGGGUCCCGGGCGCCGGCCGCGGCGCGCGGGCAGGCAUGCGGCCUCCGUCCACCACCUGGUCUACCACCACCACCACCACCACCACCACCACUACCAUUUCAGCCACGGCAGCCCGCGCCGGCCCGGCCCCGAGGACACCAGGCUGGUGCGGGCCGGAGCGCUGCCGUCGCCGCCCUCGCCGGGCCGCGGGCCCCCCGAUGCCGAGUCAGUGCACAGCGUGUACCACGCGGACUGCCACGUGGAGGGGCCGCAGGAGAGGGCCCGGGUGGCGCACACCGCGGCCGCGGCCGCCGCCGGCCUCAAGCUGGCCACGGGGCUGGGGGCCAUGAACUACCCCACCAUCCUGCCCUCGUCGGUGGGCGGCAACAGAGGCGGCACCGGCCUCGGGCCCAAGGGGAAGCGGGCUGGCGGGCCUCCGGGCGCCGGAGAGCACAGCCCCCUGAGCCUGAGGGGCCCUGAUCCCUAUGAGAAGAUCCAGCAUCUGGUCGGGGAGCACGGUAAGGACCCCCGGGCCCGGCCUGUGGAGAGGAGGUGGGACCUGGGCCCGAGUAACGGAGGUUCAGAUAGCAGUGACUCGGGACGCUGCAAUGAAUUACUCCUCGCGAAGUCCGAGACCGUGGCUCGCGUUCUGUUUGCGUGGGUGGCGUGGCUGUGGGGCCGAUCGGCCGCUCUGCUGCUUCGAGGCCCUACCCUUGGGUGUGGGCGGAGUGAGCGCGGGGUGCGCGUGCGUGCACCCGGGUGUGCGCGCGCGUGCGCCGUUCACCCCGCGGAGGCCUCCGCCGCAGGGGCGGCCCGGCAGCCUGACCCCGUCCGCGUCCUUCCCCCCGCAGGACUGGGCCGGGCCCCCAGCCGCCUGUCGGGCCUGAGCGUGCCCUGCCCCCUGCCCAGCCCCCAGGCGGGCACGCUGACCUGUGAACUGAAGAGCUGCCCGUACUGUGCCAGCGCGCCGGAGGACCCUGACUUCGAGCUCAGCGACUCCGAGAGCGGGGGCUCGGAAGGCAACGGGGUCUACGAGUUCACGCAGGACGUGCGGCACGGGGACCGCCGUGACCCCAUGCGGCCCCCCGCGGCGGCGGACGCGCCAGGCCAGGGCAGCGCGCGGCAGCGGGCGCGGCGGCGGGCGGCCCCGGGCGAGCAGGGCGGGCCGGGCCGCGUCUGGGCCGCCUUCGGUGGUAAACUGCGCCGGAUCGUGGACAGCAAGUACUUCAACCGCGGCAUCAUGGUGGCCAUCCUCACCAACACGCUGAGCAUGGGCGUCGAGUACCACGAGCAGCCUGACGAGCUGACCAACGCCCUGGAGAUCAGCAACAUCGUGUUCACCAGUGUGUUCGCCCUGGAGAUGCUGCUGAAGCUGCUGGCCUGCGGCCCGCUGGGCUACAUCCGGAACCCCUACAACAUCUUCGACGGCAUCAUCGUGGUCAUCAGCGUCUGGGAGAUCGUCGGGCAGGCUGACGGUGGCCUGUCGGUGCUGCGAACCUUCCGGCUGCUGCGGGUGCUCAAGCUGGUGCGCUUCAUGCCCGCGCUGCGGCGCCAGCUGGUGGUGCUCAUGAAGACCAUGGACAACGUGGCCACCUUCUGCAUGUUGCUCAUGCUCUUCAUCUUCAUCUUCAGCAUCCUGGGCAUGCACCUCUUUGGGUGCAAGUUCAGCCUGACAACAGACACCGGAGACACGGUCCCCGACAGGAAGAACUUUGAUUCCCUGCUGUGGGCCAUCGUCACCGUGUUCCAGAUCCUCACCCAGGAGGACUGGAACGUUGUCCUCUACAACGGCAUGGCCUCCACCUCCUCCUGGGCGGCCCUCUACUUUGUGGCACUGAUGACCUUCGGCAACUAUGUACUCUUCAACCUCCUGGUGGCCAUCCUGGUGGAGGGCUUUCAGGCAGAGGGUGACGCCAACAGAUCCGACACGGACGAGGACAAGACAUCUGCCCACUUGGAGGAGGACUUUGACAAGUUCCCAGACGCCCGGGCAACGGAGGUGAAGAUGUACCCACUGGCAGUGACCCCCAACGGGCACCUGGAGGGCCGAGGCAGCCUGCCCCCUCCCCUCAUCAUGCGCACAGCGGCCACGCCCAUGCCCACCCCCAAGAGCUCCCCACACCUGGACCCGGCCCCCGGCCUCCUGGAGUCGAGGCGCGGCAGCAGCAGCUCUGUGGACCCCCAGCUGGGCGACCAGAAGUCACUGUCCAGCCUCCGAAGCUCGCCCUGUGCCCACUGGGGCCCCAACAGCGCCUGGAGCAGCCGGCGCUCCAGCUGGAACAGCCUGGGCCGCGCACCCAGCCUCAAGCGCCGGAGCCAGUGCGGGGAGCGGGAGUCGCUGCUGUCCGGGGAGGGCAAGGGGAGCACAGACGAGGAGGCGGAGGACGGCAGGCCGGGGGCGGGGGCCUCGCCGGGGACGCGCACCGUCCCGCUGCGCCGCGCCGAGUCCCUGGACCACCGCAGCACGCUGGACCUGCGGCCCCCGCGGCCAGCCGCGCUGCUGCCCAGCAAGUUCCACGACUGCAACGGGCAGGUGCUCGCCCUGCCCAGUGAGUUCUUUCUGCGCAUCGACAGCCACAAGGAGGACUCGGCCGAGUAUGACGACGACGUGGAGAAUAGCUGCUGCCUGCGCCUGCGCAAGGUGCUGGAGCCCUACAAGCCCGCGUGGUGUCGGAGCCGGGAGCCCUGGGCCCUGUACCUCUUCUCCCCGCAGAACAGGUUCCGGGUCUCCUGCCAGAAGAUCAUCGCUCACAAGAUGUUCGAUCACGUCGUCCUGGUGUUCAUCUUCCUCAACUGCAUCACCAUCGCCCUGGAAAGGCCUGACAUCGACCCCAGCAGCACCGAGCGUGUCUUCCUCAGCGUCUCCAACUACAUCUUCACGGCGAUUUUUGUGGCUGAGAUGAUGGUGAAGGUGGUGGCCCUGGGCCUGGUCUCCGGCGAUCACGCCUACCUGCAGAGCAGCUGGAACGUGCUGGACGGGCUGCUGGUCCUGGUGUCCCUGGUCGACAUCGUGGUAGCCAUGGCCUCCGCCGGUGGCGCCAAGAUCCUGGGCAUCCUGCGAGUGCUGCGCCUGCUAAGGACGCUGCGGCCUCUGAGGGUCAUCAGCCGUGCUCCAGGCCUCAAGCUGGUGGUGGAGACUCUGAUAUCGUCACUCAGGCCCAUCGGGAACAUCGUCCUCAUCUGCUGUGCCUUCUUCAUCAUCUUCGGCAUCCUGGGGGUGCAGCUCUUCAAGGGGAAGUUUUAUUACUGCGAAGGCGCCGAUACCAGGAACAUCUCCACCAAGGCCGAGUGCCGGGCGGCGCGCUACCGCUGGGUCCGGCGAAAGUACAACUUCGACAACCUAGGCCAGGCGCUGAUGUCCCUGUUCGUGCUCUCCUCCAAGGACGGCUGGGUGAACAUUAUGUAUGACGGGCUGGACGCCGUGGGCAUAGAUCAGCAGCCGGUGCCCAACCACAACCCGUGGAUGCUGCUCUACUUCAUCUCCUUCCUGCUCAUCGUCAGCUUCUUCGUGCUCAACAUGUUCGUGGGCGUCGUGGUGGAGAACUUCCACAAGUGCCGGCAGCACCAGGAGGCCGAGGAGGCGCGGCGGCGCGAGGAGAAGCGGCAGCGGCGCCUGGAGAGGAAACGCAGGAAGGCCCAGCGCCGGCCCUACUAUGCGGACUACUCGCCCACCCGCCGGUCCAUCCACUCGCUGUGCACCAGCCACUACCUUGACCUGUUCAUCACCUUCAUCAUCGGGGUCAAUGUCAUCACCAUGUCCAUGGAACACUACAACCAGCCCAAGUCCCUGGACGAGGCGCUGAAGUAUUGCAACUAUGUGUUCACCAUCAUCUUUGUCUUUGAGGCCGUGCUGAAGCUGGUGGCUUUUGGGUUCCGGAGGUUCUUCAAGGACAGGUGGAACCAGCUGGACCUGGCCAUAGUGCUGCUGUCCAUCAUGGGCAUCACGCUGGAGGAGAUCGAGAUGAACGCGGCCCUGCCCAUCAACCCCACCAUCAUCCGCAUCAUGCGUGUGCUCCGUAUCGCCCGCGUGCUGAAACUGCUCAAGAUGGCCACAGGCAUGCGGGCCCUGCUGGACACGGUGGUUCAAGCCCUGCCCCAGGUAGGGAACCUCGGCCUACUUUUCAUGCUCCUGUUUUUUAUCUAUGCUGCCCUGGGGGUGGAGCUGUUUGGGAGGCUCGAGUGCAGUGACGACAACCCCUGCGAGGGCCUGAGCCGGCAUGCCACCUUCUCCAACUUCGGCAUGGCUUUCCUCACGCUGUUCCGCGUGUCCACAGGGGACAACUGGAACGGGAUCAUGAAGGACACGCUGCGGGAGUGCGCCCGCGAGGACAAGCACUGCCUCACGUACCUGCCAGCCAUCUCCCCCAUCUACUUCGUCACCUUCGUGCUGGUGGCGCAGUUCGUGCUGGUCAACGUGGUGGUGGCCGUGCUCAUGAAGCACUUGGAGGAGAGCAACAAGGAGGCCCGCGAGGACGCCGAGCUCGACGCCGAGCUGGAGCUGGAGGUGGCGCGAGGCCCCCCCGCCCGCCCCAGGCCCGCGGCCCCACAGAGCCCGGACGCCCCCGGCCUCCUGGUCGUGCGCAAGGUGUCUGUGUCCCGGAUGCUCAUAAACACAGAGCCGUCUGCUGGAAACAAGGCAGUUCCCACACUGGCUGCCUAA
Molecule: messenger RNA, 5277 nt
Organism: Panthera uncia (snow leopard)
Lineage: Eukaryota; Metazoa; Chordata; Mammalia; Carnivora; Felidae
Product: voltage-dependent T-type calcium channel subunit alpha-1H-like
Exons: 26
Coding region: 1-5277 (1758 amino acids)
Biological process (GO): sodium ion transmembrane transport; positive regulation of calcium ion-dependent exocytosis; membrane depolarization during action potential
Cellular component (GO): neuron projection; plasma membrane; voltage-gated calcium channel complex
Molecular function (GO): voltage-gated sodium channel activity; low voltage-gated calcium channel activity
Source: RefSeq, a predicted model, not a curated record